This is a messenger RNA of Colletotrichum chrysophilum, 1278 nucleotides long. RefSeq lists its product as uncharacterized. The coding region runs from base 1 to 1278 and encodes 425 amino acids. NCBI's taxonomy places the organism in Eukaryota, Fungi, Ascomycota, Sordariomycetes, Glomerellales, Glomerellaceae. The transcript has 3 exons. The record is from RefSeq and is a predicted model, not a curated record. Gene Ontology annotation, molecular function: FAD binding.
AUGCGCGGCAACAUCCCUGAUACCGGAUAUGGGGCUGGCGAUUGGCACAUCGCAGUCCGGAGUGGGGGCCACGGCUGGCAACUCAACAACAACAUCGAGAACGGCGUCACCAUUGACCUCACGCACAUGAACUCGUCUGUCUAUGACAAGGAUGCGAAUGUGGCUCGUGUUGACACUGGUGGCCACUGGCAGUACGUCUACAAGGACUUGGACGAUCAAGGUGUCGUGGUUGUUGGUGGCCGCGAUGGCAAUGUUGGCGUCGGGGGGUUUCUCCUUGGUGGGGGCACCUCCUUCUUCUCUCCUGCUCGAGGAUUCGGUGCCGAUAACGUUGUGAAUUACGAAGUUGUCCUUUCCAACGGUACCAUUGUCAACGCCAACAAAUCCAGCAACGCAGAUCUGUGGAAAUCCCUCAAGGGUGGCGGGCCCAACUUCGGCAUUGUUACGCGAUUCGACCUCGAAGCGAUGCCUACACGGAAACUUCACUACGAGGUUCGCUUCUUGCCCGUAAACGCAACUGAUGCAGUCAUCGAUACCCUAGUCGAGUUCGCUGACUACGACAUGUCCAUGGCGGACAAUGCUCUCGUCACAUAUCUGACGUACAACAGCACGCAGAGCACGGAAAUUAUGCUUGGUACCAUAUUCGUUAACACAGCUGGCGAGGACAACGUCACAACUGCUUACGACAACCUGAGGAAGAUUCCUGCCCUUUUGGAAAGCAGUGAAAAGAAGACCCUGGCCGAAGCAGCAGCAGGAUCGCAAGUAGGCGGUGGAGUAUGGGCCUCUGGAGCCACACUUCUGUACAGAAAUGAUAAGUCGAUACUACAAUACGCUGCCAAGACACAUGAGAACUUUGUCAAGUCUCUACAAAACUCGAUUGGAGAGGAUGCAUUUGAUACUAUGAUCUUUCUUCAACCAGUCACCAAGGACUACGGACGAAUCGCUCAGGAAAAGGGUGGAAACAUGCUUGGACUGGAGAACAUGGCUGGAAACGCCGUAAUGUGGACGGCCGCCGUGUUUGUCAAGACAAACGAGGCCGAUUUCGCCAUUGCCGAGCAGCGUCUAAACGAAAUGUCGAGCUUCAUGAACGACUUCGCAGAGUCUAUCGGUGGGGCUGAAGAUCUGGUAUACCUCAACUACGCCAGUUCACGUCAGGACUCGCUAGGAAGCUACGGUGCCAAAAGCCUCGAGUACAUGCGCAAGGUUGCGGAGAAAUAUGAUCCAGAAGGCAUUUUCCAGACGCGUGUUCCUGGAGGGUUCAAGCUUUCAAGGGCAGCUUAA